GCCGAGUACGAGAUGGGGAUAAAGCUACGGCUAAAAUCCUAAAACCUCCCGUCUGAAAGGAAGGCAAGAAAAUGGCAGCACCACCUCUCAGCCUUGCACGCCGCGUCGCCGGCGCCUCUUCCCCAGCCACCGCGGCGCAUUCCUCCUCCCGUUCCCGUUACUUUCGUCCUUGCCUGCUCCCUUCAAAGCGGUGGAGUGGGGUGGUGAAGAUGGGGGCGGCAGUGGGAGGCGGGCAGGGGGGCGAGGAGGAGGAGACGAGGCAGGCCAAGGAGAUGGCCGCCGCCAGGAGGCGCUGGGAGACGCUGAUCAGGGAGCAGAAGAUUAAGACGCUUACACCAAGGGAAGCCGGCUAUACAUUCAAACUCACCGACAAGGUCCUUCUGGAUGUCAGGCCUUCAAAUGAGCGUCAAAAGGCCUGGGUGAAAGGUUCUACCUGGGUUCCUGUAUUCGACGUGGAUACGUCAUCUGAUUUGAAUGGACUCAGCAAGAAAGCAUUCAACUUUAUGAUUGGUGGCUGGUGGAGUGGCAGCUCAACAAUGUCAUUCAAUAAGAACUUUGUACAACAGGUCGAGGAGAAGUUCUCAAAAGAUACAGAUAUCAUCCUAGUAUGCCAGAAGGGACUGAGAUCAAUUGCUGCCGCAGAGCAACUUUACAAUGGUGGCUUCGAAAAUUUAUUCUGGGUACAAGGAGGAUUGGAAGCUGCUGAAGAGGAGGACUUUGAGCGGGAAGGUUCCCAACCAUUCAAGCUUGCUGGUAUUGGUGGGGUUUCUGAAUUUUUUGGCUGGACGGAUCAGCAACGUGCACAGGCUGCAAAGGAAGGAUGGGGAUAUCGGCUGCUCUUCACGGGCCGAUUGGUUGGGGCAAUUGUGCUAGCAGAUGCUCUGUUCGUGGGUGCUCAAAGUAUUGGCCCUCUACUUCAACAGUUACAGCCUCAUUAACUGAUCGAUUCCGAGGAAGAUGCUGUGGUGUUGAGGCUAACUUAAAGGCGGCAUUUCUGCGUUCAUCUUGAGAGAGACCCCAAACAAGUGCACGAGGAGACAAUUGCCUGCCAUGUUAGCACACAGAGACUAAAUGCUGUCUUGUAGAAGUAUCUAGUUAUGACCUCUUAUCGAAAAAAAAAAUCUAGUUAUGAACUAGAGCCUCAUUUGGACUUGAUGAGUUGCACAAAUUCGGGCCAAACAGGAUAAUCUGAUGAUCUUCGUGGAAUUGUUCAGUUGAAAAUCCUGUUGGAA
Hordeum vulgare subsp. vulgare (domesticated barley) is the source of this 1232-nucleotide messenger RNA. Its product is annotated as rhodanese-like domain-containing protein 11, chloroplastic. The record is from RefSeq and is a predicted model, not a curated record. The transcript has 10 exons. Bases 72 to 938 code for a protein of 288 amino acids. NCBI's taxonomy places the organism in Eukaryota, Viridiplantae, Streptophyta, Magnoliopsida, Poales, Poaceae.